This is a messenger RNA of Ceratotherium simum simum (southern white rhinoceros), 456 nucleotides long. RefSeq names its product hepatocellular carcinoma, down-regulated 1 (gene HEPN1). Lineage: Eukaryota; Metazoa; Chordata; Mammalia; Perissodactyla; Rhinocerotidae. The record is from RefSeq and is a predicted model, not a curated record.
UGUUGCCCUUGGGGCUGUGACAAAACUUGCCCCUGUGUGGAGUGGUGGGGAACAGUGGCCUUGGGAGUUGCUCUGUGGGAUGGUGGAGAGGCAGAGCUGGAGCUUAAGAGGUUGGAGGUGCCAGGAAUGCAAAGGCCCCUAGAGGCAUCAGGGAGGAGAGGACAGAACACACAGAGGGCCUCCUUCUCUUUCAGCUUUUUAAUUGCCCUCUCUCCUCACAUAGACUAUUGUCUCUCCUAUGAACUGGUCAAGAGGUGGUGGCAUGGGCAUGGCCUGGCUACACAGUGGCCCAACCUCUCUGUACUCUGAUGUUUGUGUGAUUAGGGAGUCUGCCCUUGUCCUCUCCUGGGAUCUGAGCAUCUGGGAGCAGGGCAGAUGGGAGAUCGGAGGUCAAGGGUUGGAUCAUGGCCCCCUGACAUGCUGGGGAGCAAUAAGCUUCCUCCUCCCCCUACCAUU